Spizellomyces punctatus DAOM BR117 is the source of this 707-nucleotide messenger RNA. RefSeq lists its product as uncharacterized. NCBI's taxonomy places the organism in Eukaryota, Fungi, Chytridiomycota, Chytridiomycetes, Spizellomycetales, Spizellomycetaceae. The record is from RefSeq and is a predicted model, not a curated record. Bases 56 to 550 code for a protein of 164 amino acids. The transcript has a single exon.
CAAUCCCCUCAGUCAAAGCCAUAAAAACUAUUGUUUAUAAAACUUGCGAUACAAAAUGCCACCACUACAGCAACUCGUCUCGGAGGUCGAAGAUGCACUCGCACCUACGCCUCGUACUGAGAAUGUGCCACUUUUCGUCUAUGGAACGUUAAUGACAGGUUUACCAAACCACAACCUGUUCAACCUCAGCGUUAAUUCACUGUCUAUCCAGCCUGCCACCCUUCCCGGUCAUCAAAUGUACUCGCUCAACGAUUGGUACCCCGUUAUCCUUCCCUCUUCUCAGCCCAAGGACGUUGUGUACGGCGAAAUUAUCACGCUAAAACCCGCCGUUCACAACAGUUUGAUCAUGAAAUUGGAUGGGCUGGAAGGAUAUCGCGGUGAUGACGACCCUUCUAGCUCUUACGUACGAAGGAAAGCAAUGGCGAGGACCAAAGAUGGUCAGGAAGUGGCGGUAGAAUACUAUAGAUGGAAUCAGCCUUUAAGUGAGUACUGUUCACGGGUAGUGCAUGGCGACUGGAAGCGGUUAAUCCGAGAGAUGAAAGAGGGGUAGCUGUUGCGUUCGUUCCUGUAAAGUUAGCAGCCUUUCUACUGUUCCCUGAAUCUGCAUGGCUGCAUUCAUCAAAAAUAUCGUACACACACUGCUCGCAAUUUGUAUCCGUGGCAGACGAGGCAACAGCUGCAUCCCAAAUAGAUUACAUUAAAGAACA